UUACAAUGUAUUUGAUCCAAAAACUCCUGGUCAAGGCAGUAGCAGGAGUACUGUAUCCUGCCCCGAAGAUGGCUUCGCCAAUUGUUUGCGCACCCACUGCUGUUGCGAACGAGGCUCGCGGUUCAGACUGAUGACUUGCUCCCGGUAAAUCCGAUGCUAGCUGUUACUGGCUUGCCGCUGCUCAACGAACUGACGAGAGUUUCUUGGGCGUCUGUUACUUGGCGUCACGAGUUUCUCCUGUGGAGUUUGUUCCUCGAUCGUUACAGCAGCGACCGCGUCUACCAGCGAGAUAGAACCGUCCCAUAGACGAGAAACGACUGAUCACGUCGAAUUCCAUUCCAUGGAUGAGAAAACGCCCAAUCCCCUAGAAUUCUUCCAGUUUCCUGCCUCGAUCAGUCCGCCCUGCAGACCCUAGCAAUCAUCUUUGCAAUCGAUCGGGGACUCCAGUGACCUGUAGAUCGAGUGAAGAUGAAGGGGAACUAGUGUGCUUCAACCUGCAGAAAGUGGAGAGCAGAUUCUUGAUUGUGGGGUGGAGAGAUUUUCUUUAACAGAGGCGUGGAGAGAUCACUCGCCAGGUAAGUUUGUUUGCUCUUGAUGGCUGAGCAAUUUUCAUCAGGUACAUGGGUUCCAUAUGUAGCCUUUUCCUCUGUUCUUCUGCACCUAGGUUUGUGGAAAAUGUUGGUCAGAACUCAGAACUGGGAUCACUUUUCUUUUGAAACUAGCCGGUUGAUUUGCUUUGGGAUUUGAAACUCUGCAAGUAGUUGCACUGGCGUUUGGUUUUGGUCAGCAGCUGCCUGUUGCCAAUGCUCCUUCAAGAUAUCGUACAACUGCUGAAAGUCAGCUCGUGAUAUUCUUGAUCCAUCGUUACACCUGAAUUCACCGGUAUGCAGAAAUGCUCGGCCAAAGGAAGAAGACGAGGGACGGGCGUCCCCUGGAUACGGUGAAGCCGACGAGGCGUCCUCCCAACAAGUACGCCGCCGCCACCGCCAUGCUCUCAUCGGCCACGCCGCUCUUCUUGGGAUACGACCUCGCCGUUGUGUACUGCACGGCCGUGACGGCGCAGGGCGACCUGAGGCUCCUCGCGGGCGUCAUCGCGCUCUCCUUGAUCGUCGGCGCGAUCGCGGCCGCGGGAGCGCAGCGCCUCAUAGGCGACCGCCGCGCCGUCCUGCUCUCCGCCGCCGUGCUCUGCGCCGGCGCGCUGGCCCGGAGCCUCGCCGCCGGCUUCGCGGCCUUCACGGCUGGUGUCUUCGCCAACGGCGUCGGCAUGGGCCUGGCGCUCAUGGUCGUCCCGGCCUACGCCGCCGAGCUCAGCCUGACCUCCGCGCGCGGCGUGCUCGCGUCGCACCCCGACGGCUUCGUGUACCUCGGCUGCAUCCUCGGCUCGCUCUGCUACUCCAUGGGAUUCUCGAAGCUCUCGUCGAACGUCGCUUGGCGAGUGACCGUAGCCUCCGGCACGGCCAUCCCGGCGUUGCUCGGCGCCGCCGUCCUCCUCAUGCCCGAGUCGCCCCGGUGGCUCGUGGCCCUGGACCGGGAGAGCAAGGCCCGGCGCGUGUUGUCCAGAACAUCGGCAACACUGGAGGAGGCCGAGCUGCGCUUGCUCGAGAUAAAAUACGAGCUCGGCAAACACCUCGGCGACGACGACGACGACGGAUCUUUCGACGAGCCGCCCGUGGCAGUAUCCGCGACGCGCGGCCGGUGGAGGGAGGAGUUCGGCACAUUGCGGGAGCUGCUGGCGCGCCCGACGGAGCCGCUCCGCCGCGCGGUCCUCACCGCGCUCGUCGCCAAGGUCUUCCAGCAGGCGUCCGGAAUCGGGUCCAUCCUCCAGUACGUGCAGCGCCCGUUCCGCGACGCCGGCGUCUCGCCCGGCGCGCAGACGCCGAGGGCGCUGGCGGUGUUCGGGUUCGUGGUCGUGAUGUCCUUCCCCAUGUCGCUCGUGCUCGUGGAGCUCUGCUGGCUGCUGGUGAGGGCGCUCGCCAGUGGCUUGCGGCGGCGCGCGCCGUCGCACGCGGCGCACCGCACCUGCCCAGCCAGCCAUGCCGGCGUGACCCGGCGGCAGGAGCAGCAGAAGUGGGCGAGGGGGCUGUCGGCCACCAUGCUGCUCUCGCUGAUGGCGCUGGUGUGGAUCGCGCUCGGCCCGGCGCCGUGGGCGGACGCGUCGUCGCGCGGGUGCCCGCGGUGGCUACGGGCGGCGGCGGCGGCGGCGAACAAGGCCGUCACCUCGGCGAUCUUGUCGAGCUUCCGGAGGGUUUACCAGGUCGCCGCGGUGUACGGAAACCUGAUCAUGUGCCAUUCGGUCAUCGUGGUUUUCAUGUUGUUCGCAUGCGGUCGUCUUCUUGGCUCCAAGGUGAGGUGGGAGUCCUGCUGAAUCAGUUUUUCUAGGUUCACGGUUGGUUUUGGUUAGGUUAAUUAAUCCGAACUGCGUGAGUGAUACGUGUCUAAUCUGCACAAGCAUUUUUUUUUCAUUUCUUGGACCAAGUGACA
Panicum virgatum (switchgrass) is the source of this 2481-nucleotide messenger RNA. RefSeq names its product polyol transporter 5-like. Lineage: Eukaryota; Viridiplantae; Streptophyta; Magnoliopsida; Poales; Poaceae. The transcript has 2 exons. Gene Ontology annotation, biological process: transmembrane transport. Bases 893 to 2365 code for a protein of 490 amino acids. The record is from RefSeq and is a predicted model, not a curated record. Gene Ontology annotation, molecular function: carbohydrate transmembrane transporter activity. Gene Ontology annotation, cellular component: membrane.